This is a messenger RNA of Aspergillus calidoustus, 1074 nucleotides long. The record is from the annotation of a GenBank genome assembly. NCBI's taxonomy places the organism in Eukaryota, Fungi, Ascomycota, Eurotiomycetes, Eurotiales, Aspergillaceae.
AUGCCUUCACGCAGCAAGCCUCAACCCUCAGCCACACACGGUCCACACCUCUCCUCAAUCAUCAAACUAGACCCAGAAGGCGAGCCCUUUUGCGCCGGAUUUGCCCCUUCCAAGGGCCGUCGCUGUUGUGUCCGGACAAACGCCCGCGGCCGAAAAGCCGCGCUGAGCCUCUUAGAUGAAGGAACUGCCGACUUCCACGCCGGACUAUGCAUUGACGAUAUCCUCGAAGACCUUGCUCCGCAUGUGCUGUGCACGCGGUGGCACCAGAACCAAGCAUCAAGCCUCGUUUCGACAUGGCAGGCGCGCAUUGAUCGAUACUUAUUCUCCGUCUCCGUUCCAAGAUCGCGUAGUCGAUCGCAGAACCGCUAUGAGGGGUGGACUGUGGCAGAAUGCCUUGCGGAGAUAGAGAGACUGACGGCCAAGAGGGCCGCCGAACUUGCGUCUCCUUCGCGAUCUUCUCCUCGUGCGGUUCCGAGAACAAGCCACCCAGCGCCUGUCCUGAGCUUUGGUGCUGGCAAUGGAACUAGUGCAAGCACCACGAGCCGUACUUUACAGGAGCAGUCUGCGACAAGUGUCUCACGGGCGGCGAGCAGAACGCCGGAACCGAGUAUCCCCGCAAAUCCCGAACCUGUUCGUCGGAUUAUGUCCACUUUGACCUCGACUGGCCCAGUAGCAACACCAGGCGCUACGAGUACCAUUUCGUCUCGUUCUUCAACUCAAGUUCUUCCUUCUCCACCUCGACCCUCUCCUGCUCCAGUUGCUCGUCCACGGGGAGUAGUCCGUCGACCUGUGCAAGGGGAAUGUAGCAUUUGUUUGGAUCCAUUGCGAAAAUCUAAUGCUCCGACUGUUGGCGAGACCUCGAAUGCACACGGCGAUGAAGCGAGUGAGGACAACAAUGAAACAGACAAUGAAGAGUCCGAAGGCGAUGAGCGAGAGAAGGAACAGGCAGAAACUGAUAUUUCUUGGUGCAAGUCUCAGUGCGGUGUCAACUACCACAAGAAGUGCAUUGAGAAGUGGUUGGCUGAGGCACAUCGUACAACGUGCCCAACUUGCCGGAGUAGCUGGAAGACUUAG